Molecule: messenger RNA, 708 nt
Organism: Conger conger (European conger)
Lineage: Eukaryota; Metazoa; Chordata; Actinopteri; Anguilliformes; Congridae
Product: t-SNARE domain-containing protein 1-like
Exons: 2
Coding region: 1-585 (194 amino acids)
Cellular component (GO): nucleus
Source: RefSeq, a predicted model, not a curated record
AUGCCAAACUCAGAAAAGAAGGCCAGGAAAAGGAAUUUCUCACAAUGUGAGAUUGAAGUUCUUGUUGGGGAGGUGGACACCCGAAAAAAGAUGUUAUUUGGUGGGCACAGUGUGGGCAUUACUAAUGCCAAAAAGGUGUUAGAGUGGCAGCAUGUCGCUGACGCUGUGAAUACUGUGGGGUCAGCGGUUCGGACCAUCGCCGACAUUAAAAAAAAGUGGUCUGACAUUAAAUUGGACGCUAAAAAGCGAAUAGCCAUGCACAGGCAGAGCGUUUGCGCCACAGGCGGGGGAGAGGGGACACCGGAGCUCACACCGCUGGACGAGAGGCUGGCAGGGAUAAUCGGUGAACCCCUCCUGAGUGGAGUAGUGACGGAGGCAGAGGGGGACACCGAUUUACAAGAGGCACCGGAUGACUCAGUCGCUGCGAGUUCCAGCGGGGUCGGUGGCGCUGCAGCUGCGAGUUCCAGCGGGGUCGGUGGCAGUGCAGCGGAGGAGCUGUGUGCGCCCAACGUCUCCACUGCACCUCGUGCAACUGAGCCCUCCAGCAGCGGCCGGGUCCUCACCAAUGCAGUCCUGCAAAUGUAGAGAGAAACCAUCGACUCCAUCAACGCGGUUGCUAGAGAGUUGAAUGACAUGACAUCAAAAAUGUCUUCAUUGAAAUGAGUAAUACAAUGAAACAGUUCCUCAAUAAAUAGAUAUUUGUUUCCA